Babjeviella inositovora NRRL Y-12698 is the source of this 220-nucleotide messenger RNA. RefSeq lists its product as uncharacterized. Bases 37 to 204 code for a protein of 55 amino acids. Lineage: Eukaryota; Fungi; Ascomycota; Pichiomycetes; Serinales. The record is from RefSeq and is a predicted model, not a curated record. The transcript has a single exon.
AUAAUUCUAUAAACCAGAUGGAAUAUUAGCGUACCGAUGGCUGAUUUCAAAGUUCCAGGCGGGGACUGUAACUCGAUCGCCCUGUGGAAUACGGUGGACAGCGUCAUAAAGAACCUGUACCGACCGUGGUUCAAUGAACCUACCCAUGCAAGCUUAGACGAUGGCCAAGCACGCAUGUGCGACGAUUUACGAGUGGAUUUUUGAAGUUGAACUCUGGACU